Molecule: messenger RNA, 7529 nt
Organism: Pecten maximus
Lineage: Eukaryota; Metazoa; Mollusca; Bivalvia; Pectinida; Pectinidae
Product: toll-like receptor Tollo
Biological process (GO): toll-like receptor signaling pathway; immune response
Cellular component (GO): membrane
Molecular function (GO): transmembrane signaling receptor activity; protein binding
Source: RefSeq, a predicted model, not a curated record
UCCUCUCUCUCUCUACUCUAGAUAUGAUUGAUUUUUUAGUUAUAAAGAAGAAAGGAACAAAAGCAGCCACCAAACUGAUAUUUUGACAUAUCUGGUUUGAACUUCGUAGCGUGUAUUAGAAAAGACUUGAGAGUCAUGUGACUAGUGGAGGGUGGUGGAGGAGGGGCAUUUGAUCUCUCCUCUAUACACGGUGUACUACAUAUACACAAACACACAACACGAGGAGAGGGAUGUUACACUUUCCGCUGUCGCUGAAGUAAAUCUUUACUUCACACACACACACAGAGGACUGUGUGGAUGGAAUUCACUGUGGUUUACAAUGUGACAAAAACUCCUUACAAAAUCGGGAGAAAGUUUUAAUUUUUUUUUCUGUCAAAAGGGAUUCAAUCUGGAUUAUAUGAGGUACUAAAGUCCAGGAUGGCGUGGUCGACACAUGUAGUCCUUGCCCUGUCGUUGUUGGUGACGUCAUGCUGGUGUGUCGAUUACACGUGCCCGGAGGAAUGCACGUGCUCCCGCCGUGACACCCCGGACCUUAUCGUUGAUGUGUUCUGUUCCCUGUCAACCGUCCAAGAAAACAGUAACUUCGCCCUUUUCCGAACGUCAGUCAACAGUACCCUGUAUCUGGAAUGUGACCCUAUUCUUCAUUCCAAUCUGAGAAGUCAUAUGUUCAAAGAUCUUCAUACUUUUUCAGAGCUCACGUUUGAAAAUUGCAAAUUUGAUCACAUUCCGAAAGAUCUUUUUGCCGGUAUGUCGUCACUACAAAUUUUCAAUGUAAUCAAUGCAAGACGAUUGACAUUUGACCCGGAAGCGUUUCUGAGCUGUCCGUCUUUAAAACGUUUGACAGUUGUCGCUUCCGAAGUAAUAGUAAUGCCAAGCCUCUGUGAGAAUAAGGAUCUCGUCUACGUCAACCUCACAAAGAAUAAAAUUCAAUCUCUGAAAGAUGCUGGUCUUGGAUGUGAAAACAAUACACUUGUAAGUCUCUCUCGAAUCAUCAUGCCGUUUAAUGAGUUCGAAUACCUCGGAAAUGAGCUUUCGUCCACGGCUCCAAAUUUAUGGGAGCUUGGAAUGAGUGACAACUACAUAACUAUGAUUCAUCGCGAUGCGUUCUCGGCGCUCCGAGAUCUCGGAUGGUUAGACCUUUCAUCUAAUCGUCUUCGACGACUUCCACCCUAUCUUCUUCGUAAACAGGAAAAUCUACAGAUAAUACAGUUGAAUGGGAACAAUUUAGGUCGAGUUCCGGAAGGUUUCUUUGGUUAUUCAACAAAACUUCGGGUUGUGACUCUAGGAGACUGCAACAUGGAUGAUCGGAUAUGGACAGAGUUAUGGCCCUUGCGAGAAAUGACGGAGCUCCAGCUACAGAACAAUAACAUCAGUAAAUUAAACCGGGAAUCACUUUUAAGAUUCGAAAAACUGUUUUAUCUCGAUAUGUCUGGAAACCGAAUAAGGCAUCUCAAUGAACGGUUCUUUGAAAAACAACUACAACUGGAAAAAUUGAAGCUUGGUAAAAAUAAGAUUGAAACUAUUGACAGAUAUGCAUUUGAAGGGUUGGGGUCUCUUUUUGAAUUAGAUAUUCGGAAUAAUAAUAUAAGCCAGGCUGACAACGAAUCUCUACUUCCGCUUUUGUCAGUUUCCCAACUCAAUGUAUCUUUUAACUUUCUGUCGGAGAUACCGAGUCUUAAGAAUAUGGAGCACAUCAGUCUCAUUGACUUCCGGUUUAACCGGAUAGAUACUUUGGAUUUAAAUACAUUUGAAGGACUGCUUACCCUUAAAGGUAUAAGCCUCGCUUUCAAUAAUAUUCGCGUAAUUCCACGUGGUGUGUUCAACAAGCCGCCUUCGCUCCAGAUUCUAAAUCUAGCGUAUAAUAACAUCGACACGAUCGAAGAUGACGCUUUUCAUGGCGCGAGUGAGCUUAGGUGGAUGUUUCUUCAGCACAACAAUAUCAGUGACGUCACAUGGGCGUUCAGUUCUUUACAUUCUCUCCUGCAUCUGGAUAUCAGUCACAAUUCCAUCGUAAAUUCAAUAAACGGAGAACUGUUUCCGAAAGCUCUCCAGGAAAUUAACUUGGCGAAGAAUCAGAUUACCAGCGUUGCAGACUACGCUUUUUAUAAUUUUAAGAAUUUAAGAAAAGUUGAUAUCCGUUAUAAUCUUAUACAAACUUUGAAAUUGCUGUCAAUUUCUGUGUCACCGGCACUACAAGGUUCUCCUCCGACUUUUUACAUCGCCGGAAAUCCAUUUGUGUGUGAUUGUAAAUUGCAGUGGCUAAGAAAGAAAAUGGACGACAGCCGGCCAUCUUACGGACAGCCCAUUAUUUACGAUACCGAUGUUAUCUUGUGUAAAAAGGGUUUCCAAGCAACAAGCAAGUUCCUCUACAAACUUGAACCCUCUAACAUGCUGUGUAACUAUCAAGAAGAAUGCCUCAUGUCAAAAUGUCGCUGUUGUGAGUUUCAAGGAUGUGUUUGCAGGUUCGUCUGUCCACAAAGAUGUAGCUGCUUCCGAAGCCUUGAUCACAGUUCAACUAAUUUCGUCAAAUGUUCGCACGGAAAUCUGACCAGUAUACCCAUGCAUAUUCCAAGUGUGUCCACGCAAUUCUGGCUCGACGGAAAUAAUUUCUCAAGCCUCAGUAGAUUUGGAUUUCUUGGACUGGAGUUUCUUAAAAUACUUUAUCUGAAUAACAGUGGCAUUGACUUUAUACAAAACCGGAGCUUUGUGGGGUUAAAAUCAAUUGAGGUGUUAAACCUCAAUGAUAACUUGCUGGAAGACCUACUAUACGGAAUGUUUUAUGGAUUGGAGAACCUGAUAGAAAUAAACCUCGAGAACAACAGACUUUCAUUCAUUGAUUAUACCGUGUUUGAACACACUCCAAACAUCCAGAGACUCUACCUAGCGAAUAACGAGCUGAAAUUUAUAGUCGACGCAACGCUUUCAAAUCCCGCGUGGCAGCGACUGACUUUGGCGGGUAAUCCAUGGUCAUGUGACUGUAACUUCUUGUCAACAAUGUUAUACAACACCAUUACGAUUGUCGAGAAAAUUGUGGACCGCAGGGAGUUGGAAUGUGUAACAGACGACACUGACGUUGAAAACACAUACGGCUACAACAAUAGUCCCGGCAGGCUUGUAAGAUUCGAUGACAUUGAUAUGGAGACAAUGUGCCCAAAUAUGACAUUAGUGAUCAGAAAUCUGACACGUGAGAGCGUGACUCGUGUCCUUGACCGAACGGACGAACUCCCACUAAUAUGUGCGAUCAUUGCAAUUGUCGUUGUAGUUGUCGUCCUUGCGCUGGUGUUUUGGAAUAAAAAUAUUAUCCAAGUGGUCUGUUUUGCAAAACUCGGAUGUCGAAUGUCGCACGAAAAAUCAGAUGCCAACCAAAUAUACGAUGCUUUUAUCUCGUACAGUCAUAAGGACGAGGAUUUUGUGGUCCGAGAACUUGUUCCGAGACUGGAAGAUGUCGACCAUCGAUUCAAACUGUGUGUUCACUAUCGUGAUUUCCCUAUCGGAGCUUCCAUAUCGGAAACCAUUGUAAGCAGUGUUCAAUGCAGCCGUAGAACCAUUCUCAUCAUGUCGGAUAAUUUCCUGAAGAGCGAAUGGUGCCAAUAUGAAUUCCAAACAGCUCAUCAUCACGUUUUAAAAGACAAGACGAAUAGACUGAUAAUUAUUUUACUCAGUGAUGUUAAUGUGAAUGAAAUGAGCAAGGAUCUCAAACUUUACUUACAAACACGGACGUAUGUUAAAUAUAGCGAUCCUUGGUUUUGGGAGAAACUAUAUUUCGCAAUGCCGGAUAUUAAACAUCGCGUAACGCCCGUAGACAGAAUUCUCGAUAUCAGACCGGAAGUGGGUGUCGGGAACACUACUUCCGCUCUCCCGGACGACGAGGGAUACGAAACCCCGAUAUCGCGUGUGUCCAGUGUCCAUCGCCACACGUGCGACUUCGGUCACGAUGCCGAAGCAGUUGCAAACUUUAACAUAUAUGAAGAAAUCCAUCCUAUUGAAAAAUCAGAGAAACAAAUGGCUUAACUCUAUAUAUGAUAUAGCUUUAUUAUCUUGAUUGAGCUUUCAUUUCAAAUGAGAUUGAUGAAGCUAUGCUCAACCAAGGUAAAACUUGAAAUAUUUACAUCAACCGCAUAUGGAAUGAAUGCCAACAAACUGUCUCUUUUGUCACAUUACCGAGUACCGUUUGUAUUGUGUUCAUUCUGACGUCACGAUGUCAUGACGUCAUGUCAUUGUAAAUAUUUUAUGACGUCACAGUGGGUGUAAAAUACCUGAACUAAAACACAAAAUUAAAAAAAAAUUACUCAUUGAAUGUAUAACACGGUAUCGAUGUGAUAAAUAUAUUUAUUUAACAAUAAUUUUAUUCUUAUCUGUGAUAAAUAUAAAUGUAUAUAUAUAUCUAUUAUAUCAACUGUCCACUUUUCGCGGGGAAAAUUAUUGUUAAAGUGAAAUGAACUAAGAAACGUUAUGAAAUUAGGAAAGAUUUUUAUUUUUUUUUUAUUUUAUUUUAUUCUUUUUCUAUAAAAUACAAAAAGAUUUCGUGUAUGAUUUUUCUCAAAGAUAGAAAUUUUGAACAAUUUCAUGAUGUUCCGAAAACAAUCAAACGUCACUAGUCCAGCCAAACUGGUUUCUAAUAGCGAAUUUGUCCAAACUAGAAGUAAAGUAAAUAAAUAUUGAUGUAACAUUUUCAUUCUUGUAUGAAAGCUUGAGAAAACGAGUGCUCUUGAAAAAUGAUUUUCCCCGUGAACAGAAUCGGGAUUAGCGAUUAUAAGUGAUGACUAUACUCCAAAGUAAAUGAAUACUCCACUGUUUUGUAAUAGGUUUAUAAAUUCCACUCACUAGAAUGUCAUCUUAUCGAUAUUUCUCAAAGAGAUAUCGUAAAAUUAAUAUUAAUUUAAAAUAUUGCCCGAAAGCUACUUUCUGAAAUUAUUUCAUUAGCAAUGUAAUUGCAAUAAAAUUUAAUAUAAUUAAAAUAUUUCUCUUAUUAAUUUGAUUGAUUCCAUAAGAUUAGAUUAUAAUCACACACAAUUAAUUAGCAGGCGGCAAAUGUUACUCGUUAUAAUAGAAUCUUGAUGUACUCGAUUAAUUAAUAAUUUCAAUUAUAACAGAAGAAAGCGCAUUUGCUUUCCAUAUUGAAAAAAAUUAUAUUAGUUUACGAUUAUCAGUGGGUUUAAUUAUUAACACGAUUGAGGUACAAUUGGGGUACGCAUGUGUUCUCCUUAAAAAUGUAGAUACUGUUAUAUCAAAUGUCUGGCUUUAAGCACACCAUGUUAUCAUUGUCGACAUUUGAAGUGGAUUAACAUUCCAAUGUGAUACACAUUUAAGCUGCUGAUCAAUGUUUCCGGAUACAUAUGCUGUACAAUCGGCACAUCUCGGCCAAUUCCGUUAAUCAUCGUAAAAGAAUCGAAUACGCAAGCACGGAAGAUUCGAAUCAAUACCGAUUAUUGCCGGAAAUUACCGAGGUGGGGUUGAUUUUUUUUUUUUUUCGUCAUUAUUUUGUACGAUAUUAAAUUGGGAUUAAUUUUGUGUUGAACUGUGCACCGACUUAAACAUAUAAGCAAAACAUAUGUGUUAAAUUUCUGUUAAACGUUCUUGAUUUACCUCAUUCUUUCUUGUCAAGGUAGACCGUCCCGGCUAUCUGCAUUGCAUUUCCAACAUUUAAGAGUUCCUAGGUUGUUCGGCAUUUUCCAGACUUUGAGACGCUUGUCCUAUAAGAACGAAUAAUAGAUAAAAUAAAACGAAUAGGCCUAUAGCAUAUUUUGUAGUAUCUGGGUUUGUUUUUUUUUAUAUCUAUAGCAUUCGUCAUUGAAUAUACUUCCGAGACUUAAGCUGUCAGGGCUAUGAAUAUAAACAGGAAAGUAACACGCGAGUUCCUGUACAUAGUAGAAAUCAGCAGGACUCUCUUUCUUAGGGUGAACGUUGAAUUCGGGAUUUUUUUUUUUUUGAGUUUAUUUUUCAGAUUUAAACAGAACUGUCACGAGAUUAAAAGUGAUCGGGAUCCGGUGAUGGUAGUUAUAAUCUUUGAAGCCUCUCUUUUGAAUUUAAUUUUGUGUGUUAUUUUGCCGAUAAAACUUGCCAAAUUUCUCCGUUCAAUUACAUUCUUGUAUAAUUUAUAUACAUAUAUUAUUCUAGAUACAUGCCGGUGUUUGUGAAACUUUUUCCAUGAUAUAAAAGACAGAUUGUAGUAGUUUCGCAAAAAAUAAUUAAGAGCGUUUUGAACUAUGAUGAAACAUGAAACAGGUGGUUGAAAACAUUUGUUUUUGUUUGAAAUUGACAUUUGAUCACAUGAGUGUGCGCUCGUGACUUUACUGAAUAAUAAAAUGAUUACCAUACAAACCUCCCUGAAGUAUCCACAUAUGUAAACAAAAUACUGCAGUAAGAAGGUUCAUUGCCCAAAAUGGUAACUUACGUACAUACGUGUAGAAUUAUGACAUCUAAGCGCAACAAGUCGGACAGACAGCAAAGAAGCGCAUUGCACGUGCAUACUUAUACAAGCUCUUGUGCUGAGUAUUAUGCGUCGCACUGACCUUGCACGUGCGUUCACCCUCGAUACGCUCAAGAUGAAUUGCUAUAUAUAUAUCCUUCGAUAAUGUAAUAUCACUACUUUGGAAUUUUUAAAUGAUUUCUUACUGGUUUCUCGAUGAUGUGCACUAGCUUGAUAAUUCAUAUAGUAUGCAUAUUAUUAUACUGUGUAUGUUUAAUUAUUUUUGCUAUUUGUAAUGUUGCGAGCACAUAUUCAAUGCGAUCGAACAUUAAUGGAAAGAAAUUCGUAAAAUAUGGAAUUCGUUUUUUCUCACUUUGCAGAAUACACAAUAUGGUUUUCCGGUACCAUUUUUAAGGCAUCGUUUCCUCUUUGUACGAACAGUUAUAGAAAACCAUUACAAUCCGGGUCAUAAGACAUUUACAUUACGUUGGUGUGAUGCACCUUAAUUCUCGAAGUUGUUAUUGGAAUAUGUUUCUCAAAACGAAAGCACUUCCGCUUCCGGUAUUUAAAGAUUCCGGUUUGAAAAUACUCAUAUCAAAAUAAAUAUGCUUGCUGGCGUAAUCUUUCAUUUUAAACUGACACUCAAUUAAUUUCUUUGUUAAUUUAAUCAAAUAGAACACUAAUCUCCUAAAUUUGUACAAAGGGUUAAUCAUUUUUUUUAAAUGUGUACAAAGGGAUCGUUAAUUGCUUUUAAAUUUGUACAAAAGACUAUAUUUUGAAAUGAAUCGAUAUCACAAUACCCCAGUCAAGUAUAUCGGCUGACACGGUAUUGUAGGAUGUAUAUAAUUUUGCUUGAGUUUUAAAAGCAAAUGCUGAUAUUUUUUCCUGUGUCGAGAAUACAAUUCAAUGAUUUAAAUGGAAAUGAAAAGACAGAAUAUUGCUCAAGGCUUUAUCGAUUGGAUGUAUUACAGAACUUCUAGAAGGAAUGGAAAUGUCAUUAUAUUUCGUUUGUCAAGUGGAAAUGUUCCUAAUAUAAUUUUGGAAUAUUCCACUCUCUGAAUUAUUCAUACUGCCAUGAAUCUCAAUUAAUUUUGAGAUGAGAUUAAAAAUUUAUACAAUA